GUCACUUGUAAAAAGAGGAAGACAGUAGGUCCGAGAAAUGGCGACUCCGUGAUCAGUCUCGUUGGGGGGUGAUUGGGGGUUGGACUCGCACAGUUCUAUGUCUUUCUGGACUUUUGAUAUAUUGACUGUAUAGUCUUUAUUUUUUUAAAGUGUGGUGUAUUAUUAUUCGGCACAGAAAUGUCGGCAAAUAUGUAUCGAGUUGGAGAUUAUGUAUUUUUUGAGACUUCAUCAACUGCGCCCUACCAGAUAAGGCGCAUUGAAGAACUGAACAAAACUCAAAAUGGGAAUGUUGAAGCCAAAGUCAUGUGCUUUUAUAGGAGGAGGGAUAUUUCCAAUUCAUUAAUUCUUCUAGCUGACAAACAUCACAACACACUUGAAGAGGAGACAGAAGAAGAGAGAGACGUUAUAGAGGAUGACACUGAGGAAAGAAAAGAAAUAGACGAAGGCUCACCACCCAGAGAAGAUGGUGACAACAAAGAGAUUACGGGUAAAGUUGUGGUGGCAGCAGUAGAAGAGAACGGCACAGACUCUAAUACAAAUGGAAAUAACAAUAACAACAACCAUGGUGGCAGAGGAAUGGAAGAGAUUCCGGAAAAAAUGCGACACCAACUGAAACAUCGAGAACUAUUUUUAUCUCGGCAGGUGGAAACACUGCCUGCCACACACAUACGUGGAAAAUGUUGUGUUACACUGCUCAAUGAAACUGAAUCACUUUUAUCAUAUCUCAAUAAAGAGGACACAUUUUUUUAUUCAUUAGUCUAUGAUCCUCAACAAAAAACAUUGUUGGCUGAUAAAGGAGAGAUACGUGUUGGUUUAAAAUAUCAAGCCGAGACAAUACCUAAAGUAUAUACAGGAAUAGAUGGUGAUGAAGAUCUGCGCAAAUCUGAAGAUCUAGAAGAGCUUGUGUGGGAUCCAAGUCAUGGUCUGUCUGAAAAAGAAAUAGAUCAGUUCCAGAUCAUUGCCAGAUCUGUUGGUACUUUUGCAAGGGCCUUAGACUGUACUAGUACAGUUCGGCAACCUAGCCUUCAUAUGAGUGCAGCUGCUGCAUCUAGAGAUAUUACUAUUUUCCAUGCAAUGGAUACUCUUCACCGACACAACUAUGAUAUUGCUAAAGCCAUCAAGAGCUUAGUGCCCUCAGGUGGUCCUGUCCUGUGUCGAGAUGAAAUGGAGGAAUGGUCAGCAUCGGAGGCUAAUUUAUUUGAAGAUGCUAUAGAAAAGUAUGGCAAAGAUUUCAAUGACAUUAGGCAAGAUUUUUUACCUUGGAAAUCUUUAAAGAGUAUAGUGGAAUAUUAUUAUAUGUGGAAAACAACAGACAGAUAUGUGCAACAGAAACGAAUCAAGGCAUCAGAAGCAGAGAGCAAGCUGAAACAGGUGUACAUUCCCAACUACAAUAAGCCUAAUCCAGCUGCUAUUACAAGCAAAAUGAAUGGUACAGAUGGCCCAGUCUCAGGAAGAGCGUGUGAGAGCUGCUAUGUUGCUCAUUCAUCACAGUGGUACUCAUGGGGUCCUAUUCACAUGCAGUGUAGAUUGUGCAGCAACUGUUGGAGUUAUUGGAAAAAAUAUGGCGGACUCAAGAUGCCCACACGGCUAGAUGGAGAGAGGCCAGCACCAAAUGCACGACAAGAACGUGUGGCACAGAUGAACUCUUUUCGCAUGCAGAAAUGUACUAUUAGUGGUUGUGGUAAAGAAUUCAAAUUAAAAGCUCAUCUUGCAAGACAUUUGGCCACUGCCCAUGGUCUUGCAAUACAACCUGGGAGCCCACGACCUGUCAUGAAAACCCGUGCCGCUUUUUGCCUUGUAACCACUGAGCUGACCCGUAUUUCACGGCGGCUAUGCAGAGACAUUCUUCGCCCUAGACAUGCAGCACGUUGUCCAUUUACACCAAUUAACACAUCUAUAAUCAAACAAGAGUGCCAGCUUCGCUUAUCUGACCGUGGCAGUUCUUACCAGCCGGGUACAAAAUGUAGAACUCCUACAACCCUUGAUCCAGUGGUGGCACGGCUUGGUAUAGACACCAAACAAGAAAAACCUUCACUUUUAUCACGUGGACCAAAUUAUGGUGGUGGAGACAGGAGCUGCACACCAAAAGAACGACACACUGAAAAUGUCAAAGUUGGCUCUGGACAUCCUUCGAUCAUGAAAAAGAGAGGAUAUGAGCAAACAAAUGGUGUAGAUACAGCCCCAAUGGCAAAAAGACCAAACAUGGGUGUCAUUAGACAAGCAGGAUCUGCAAUCAAAACACCAGGUGUCACUCGAGGGAGUGUGCUUAACCAUAACAGCAUAAAUGGGCGUAGCCGGUUUGCUGGUCGAAAUAUGAAGAUGCAUAUGGUCAGCUGGAUGGACAUGCCAGAUGAUGUGUACUUCGUUGCUACUGCAGCGACCAGGAAACUUCGUAAACAACUCCAGAUGAAUGAUUUCAAGCGCUUGGCUCGUAAUCCCUGGAAAAAUCUCAAUGUAAAACCACCUCUACCUACAGGAUCUUUGGGCAAUGGACAUAGGUUGGGGCAACAGGAAGUUGUAGUCUUGGACUGAGAUUAAAGAGAUUUUAAAAUGUGAUUACACUUUUCAGUACAUGAAUGAAAUGUGAAAAUUUGGGCUGAAUAUCCUGGUAUACCUUGGGUAAUGAACUUGGUGCUUUGAGCAGCUGUACAGCCAUGAAGUCACCUGUCUUGUUUAGUCCCAUCAGGUGGAGGAGAAAAAGUGGAACUCAGUUCCACACUACUGUAUCAUAGACCAACUGUUGGCUUUCUUGAUCAUCUGUAAAUAGUAUUGCAUUGUUGUGGAGAAUUUUACAUGUUGAUACAUCAUUGUCGUCUCAAAGUUUCCAUGUGUAAAAAUGACAAGAACUUUUUGUAAGAAUUGUUUGAAUGCACAGAAUGUUAACCAAUAGCCUGUGUGCCAACUUUUUAUGAGUGAUAGGAGGAUACAAGGGAAAUUUGUUAAGAGUGGGAAAUACAUUGUCCUUUUUUUUUAAAAAAAAAAACUUUCAUCAAGAGAAAAAUUUAUAUGUAUACACUGAGCAUGACAAGGAAUGGUUUCCUUUAAUUGUUUUUAAAUUAAUUUGUCUAGUACAAAAUGUUAUGUGGAAGAAUUGUGUAGUUGCCAGUCUGAGCAUGGGGGUUUAUACAUUUCUUGUGUUCAUUUCCUCAAUCUCACAGCAGCACCGAAAAAAAAAUAAGUUUAAAAAAAAUAAAUAAAUGUUCUUUUGGUUAAAAUGUGCCUAAAACAAUUGAUCUUAAAAGACAACCCCCCUCCCCCUACUUAUAUAAAUAUAUGUAUACUAUAUACACACAACUUUUUUUUUAUCAUAUUGUCUAGGCUCCUCUUGUAUUCACAAUGAUCUGACUACUUUUAUUAUAAAUUACAUUUAAAUUAGGAAAUUUAUUUACUUCUGCUUUGACGUUUCAGCCUCCAUUUCUAAUCUGCACAAGGCUUGUCUAGUUGCCCUUACAUCAAUAGUUUCUAGAAAGUUUAUUGUAUUAAGCUUUGUUAGUGUCAUUUCUAAAAAAGAAAGGACUAUCUAGCAAUGUUGUAGCCUAGAGAAGAUUCAAAAUUUGAUCUUGUUUGGCAGAGAAAAAUACAAAAAUAUUUUUUUAGAUGAAUUUUCAAGAGAAUUUUCAUUAGAUAAUUUUUUAGAAUGAUGAGACAAAUUAGAAGUGUUGAAAAAUGUACAUAUUUUAAACCUUUUCUUAAAUAAUCAGAUUAGAAAUUGAAGAAAAAUUUCUUAAUCUCUUCUUUUUUUAAUAUUUUGAAAUAGCUGGAAAACAGUAUUUUAAAGUCUUCCAUUAGUGUUAAAAAAACACUUUGUUUUUCUGUGUAGUCACUAUUAUUCUUUCCUUUUCUAGGUUAAGGUCAACUGCAGAUGUUUAAAUACUUUUACUUUUAGGACCGUUUUUACAAUAUUGGCUUAUUUAGACCUGCUUUUGGAUGCAGUUUCUAAUUGGAGAAAUGAAAUAUUAAAUUAAAAAAAAAAAGAUUUAUCACUAUCUUAAACAAUUGUUUCAAGAAAGUCAAAAGGUCAGGUUUUUAAAUCAAUAAAGAGAAUAAUACACAACUCAAAUGGCCUAAUACGUUCUAAACUCAAUACUAUAGUUUCUACAUUUUAGAAAAAAAAAUUUCAUGAGUUUUCUAGGCAUUUUGUAUAUUGUGUUGAUCUUAUUUGUUUGUUCUGUUAAUGACACUUAUGCAAAUAUGUAAAAAGUAACACAUGAAAGCAUGAAUAUUAUAUAUACAUAUGUGUAUUGAAAUAACCCUCCUGAAAGCAAUUGUUUUACUUCUGUUGUUUGAGCACCAGCAUAGGAACUAUUUAAUCAGUGAAAAUUUUUGUGGGAAAUCCUUGCCAUCAGUGUCACCAAGACCAGUCACACUGCUCACAGGUUUUAUCUGUUCAUCUUUGCAGUAAAACAUAAAGAAAAGAUUAGAGAAUUGGUGUAACCUACAGGCGCAUGUCUGCAACUCAUUAAGUUGUCAAAAAAUUUUUUGUAUGCUUUUGUAUAUCUGUGGCUCUUACUUUUGAGUGCAUAUGAAAGGGUUACCAUGGUGUCUGUGGCAGCUUGAAAUAUUUAUAUCGUAAUAUUUUUCUUUGUAAUUAUUGCCUUUAUUCAAUUGAAUCAAUGCAUUGUACUGUUGCACUACUGUCAUGUCUAUAAAUAUUGUCUUCAAAACACUUGGUUGAUGUGUAUACAUGGUUUUUAUGCAUUACUUCCUUUUUUAUUUAAAGGAAGAAGGAAAAGGACAAAAAGAGGUUGAAGUGUUUGGUGAUACCAUUAUGUGCAUAUAGAUUUGUUUCAUUUUUCCAUACAUCAAGGAUGAAUUAUAAAAUUUAUGUCCUGAUUAGAGGUUUCAGUUUGUCAAAAAGGUACAUUUUUAAACAGGGAAAGGAUCUGUUUGCAUUCCUUGUAGCAGUUGGGUGAACAGUUUUAAAAACUGUAUAUUCACAAUGAUUGUUUUUUUUUUUCAUUUAUGAAUUGUCUGUUGUGAAUGAAUAAUGGUUGACCCAAGACAUCUUUUUUUUUUUAACUUUCAUUUUUUUUUCUCUUCAUUUAAAAAAAAAGUAUCCAAUACAAUUUACCCUGUCUUAAAGCAACAUUUCUAUACCAAAAUGUUUCCAUCUUAAUUUAUUUCAUCUCAUUCAUGUCAUGCUGAUUUUUUUUUUCAUUUGUGUAUUUCAAUAAAAAUAAUUUGAACUGUU
Physella acuta is the source of this 5191-nucleotide messenger RNA. RefSeq names its product metastasis-associated protein MTA3. Gene Ontology annotation, molecular function: histone deacetylase binding; transcription coactivator activity; transcription corepressor activity. Gene Ontology annotation, cellular component: nucleoplasm; NuRD complex. Lineage: Eukaryota; Metazoa; Mollusca; Gastropoda; Physidae. The record is from RefSeq and is a predicted model, not a curated record. Gene Ontology annotation, biological process: negative regulation of transcription by RNA polymerase II.